AUGGAGGAGACGUUGGAGCAGAUGCAGGCACGCCACCGCAAGGAGCAGCGCGACCUCGUGGCGCGGACGACGAGCAAGAAGAAGAACGCGACGAAGAAGACGCGCAAGGGCGUCAAUGACGAGUGUGCCGAGCUCGAGCGGGUCUUGAAGGAGAGGCAGGCGGAGGAGCUCGCGGCGGCGGCGAGGGGCGAGGACCAAGAACAAGACGAAGAAGAGGAGGAACAGAAGCGAGAGCAAGCGGCGGCCGAUGCUGCGACUAACGAGAUCGACGAACUCGCGGGACGGCUAGGUGGGGCAGCCAUAACCGGGACGCAAGGCAAGGAGGUGCAGCAGGAGGAGGCCCCUUCGCAGGGAGGCAAGAAGCGGAACCGACAGAAGGAGAGGCUCGCGAGGCGGGCGGCGGAGCAGGAGGAGGCGGCGGUGCGGGCGGAAGAGGAGGCGAAGAACAUGACGGACCACAGAGGUAUCGAGAAGAAAUACAUGGCCGGUGUAUUCGAAGCCAAUGGACUCGUGGAGAAGGACAUACAGCCGGAUGGGCACUGUCUGUUCUCGGCGGUGGCGGAUCAGCUGAAGCAGCGUGGUGUUCCGCUGGGGGUUGGCAGUGACAGCACCGAAUCGUACCGCAUCGUGCGGAGGGCGGCUGCGGACUGGAUGGCAGGACGACCGGACGACUAUGCACCUUUUCUGGAAGAGCCGCUGGACGGAUACCUCCACAAGAUCCGGGACACGGCUGAAUGGGGCGGGCAGCUAGAGCUUGCGGCGCUGGCGGCGCGGUACGGGGUCGAGAUCAAGGUCGUCCAGGACGGGCGUACGGAGACGAUCGAGACGCCAAGCGGCGGCAAGGACGGCAAGGCGACUGAGGUCAUAUGGCUGGCGUACUACCGCCACGGUUACGGUUUGGGUGAGCACUACAACUCGCUCCGUAAGGCGGCGUGA
This is a messenger RNA of Verticillium nonalfalfae, 936 nucleotides long. RefSeq lists its product as uncharacterized. Gene Ontology annotation, molecular function: cysteine-type deubiquitinase activity. The transcript has a single exon. The record is from RefSeq and is a predicted model, not a curated record. Gene Ontology annotation, biological process: protein deubiquitination. Bases 1 to 936 code for a protein of 311 amino acids. Lineage: Eukaryota; Fungi; Ascomycota; Sordariomycetes; Glomerellales; Plectosphaerellaceae.